GCAACCCAUCACUCUUAGUACAUUUAAUUGAACAUUGCAUGCACCAUGGCAUCUCACCCUGCAGUCAUUGCGACUAAUAUCAAAGAACCGCUAACCAUUCAGCAAGUCCCGACGCCCGAGCUUCAACACUAUGAGAUUCGUGUCCGCAUUGAAUGGGUCGUAUCUGCGCCCCUGGAUGUCUACCAAGUCGACGCAGGGUUGAUGGCACAGUUCCCUCAAAGUCUGGGUGACAGUGGUGUCGGCACUGUAGUGGCAGCUGGACCAGGGGUCAAACGCCUACAGGUUGGUGAUCGGGUCCUCGGUUUUUUCUUCCACAAUGAGAAGGAGAAGGGGCAGCAGGUGUAUGUUACUGCCCCAGAGCAUCUAUUCGGAAAGGUUCCCUCUGGCAUAUCUAUGCUCGCGGCCGCUACUGUGCCAACCAAUGUUUCCACUGCGUAUUUAGCCUUGACAGAAAAGCUGAAACUCGAGCUUCCCUGGCCGCGUCCCUCGGGAUUCUCACCCAGGGGUCCAGAUGGUCCGAUUGUCAUCUGGGGAGGAGGCAGCUCGGUCGGCCAGUACGCCAUCCAGCUCCUCCACCACUGGGGUUAUAAGAAUGUCAUCGCUACCGCAUCGCCACAGCACCACGAAAAGCUCAAGGUUUAUGGUGCCCAGCACGUCGUCGACUACCGCGAGCCUAAUGUCGUCGACUCUAUUCUGGAAAUCGUGAACAAGAGCAAGCUCUCAGCACCCGUACGCGCUGUCGAUUGCGUGAGCUCCAAGUCUGGGUCACUGCAGCAUCUUGCGAAGGUCGCCUCCCUUCCUGGCUCCAUUGUCGCAGCUGUUCUUCCUGUCGUGCUUCGGUCGCCUUCAGACCCAGCCGGCGUGCAGCUUUCCGCUCAUGUCGAGGGAGAGGUAUCCUGGGCGCCUGGCGUUGAAGUCCAUAGUAUUGUUAGCUAUACAUUCGAGACGAAUCCAUUCCUGAAGGACCACCUCCUGCCCGAUAUUAUACCCUCUCUUCUCGCGUCGGGUAGCCUCGAGCCCAACAAGUAUCGAGAGAUCGAGGGCGCUUCGCUUCUGCAGAGGGCUAGCACCGCGUUGGAUGUGAUGAGAACUGGCGCCGUCAGCGGGGAAAGACUUGUGUGGAAGGUGUGGACAGCGGAGGAAUAUCCGGAGUACUCGUGA
Messenger RNA from Aspergillus japonicus CBS 114.51, 1161 nucleotides. RefSeq names its product zinc-binding alcohol dehydrogenase family protein. The transcript has 3 exons. Gene Ontology annotation, molecular function: oxidoreductase activity, acting on NAD(P)H. Lineage: Eukaryota; Fungi; Ascomycota; Eurotiomycetes; Eurotiales; Aspergillaceae. The record is from RefSeq and is a predicted model, not a curated record. The coding region runs from base 46 to 1161 and encodes 371 amino acids.